AUGUUUAUUGCUUCGCUCUUCAGACCCAGGAGGCAGCUGGCGUUCUUCCUGUUCGCAUUGUCUGCCGCCAGUGCCAUUCCUGAUGACAGACGACCCGACAGCUCGGCCUGCAAGCUACCCGCCGUGCCGGAUGCCCACUACAGCGAAGGUCAAGAGGUCAAGUUUGACUGCGCGCCGAGCUUCGGCACCAUGCGGGCCAAGAUGAUCUUUGUCGACUUCCCCGACGCAAUCGACAGCGGCAUUCCCCCGCCGCUAGACAGGAACGAGAUCCCGGCAGCGGUAGAGUGGUUCAGGACUUCCUCUUUUGGAAGUCUCAACCUGCAGGUUGAUUUUGACGGCUCCUGGUGCUACCGCAUGCCAAGGCCGUCAACGUCAUAUCGAUUUGAGCACAUCGUGCCCACGCGCAAGGCGAGUGCGAUCACCUUGACCACGACAUCCUCCAUUCCUGUCCACACUACGCGGGGCCACUAUGUCGCUCGAAAAGGCGUGACCUUGGGCCAUCAAGACCUCGAGUUCUGGGGCCCCAAACUGGUCAACCACGAGACCGGCCACGCCAUGUGCCUACCUGACCUCUACCCGCUGCCGGUCGGCUACACGCAAAAGUACGUCGGCAACUGGGACCUUAUGGCCAACGCCGGCGGCCACAGCCCCGAUCUUUUCGCGUGGCACAAGUGGAAGCUCGGCUGGCUCUUGGAUUCGGAGGUCAACUGCAUCAUCAGCUUCGGGUCUUCGACGCACAUACUGUCGCCGGUGGAGAUCAUUGGAGGCGGUGCACACAAAGCUGUCGUCGUGCGGCACAAUAGCACGACGGCGUUCAUGGUGGAGGUGCGCUCCGAUUUGAGAAACAACCAUGGUGCGUAUUCGAAGGGUGUGCUGCUCUAUAUGGUGGCGACGGACGUCGAGACAGGCAAGGGUCCUGUCCGUGUGCUGGAUGCAAAUCCCGGACUUGGAGGGGAGCGAUGCGAGUGGGAUAGGCUUGAUGAUGCACCACUCUCCUUGGAGCAGGCAAGCUCAUUUACCGCUGAGGAAUGGGGAGUGACUGCGCGCCAACGAGUCAAGCCAUCAGUUUCACUUCGCAUCUGGGAGUUGGCGGCGUGGGAAUAA
Verticillium alfalfae VaMs.102 is the source of this 1104-nucleotide messenger RNA. Its product is annotated as secreted protein. The record is from RefSeq and is a predicted model, not a curated record. Lineage: Eukaryota; Fungi; Ascomycota; Sordariomycetes; Glomerellales; Plectosphaerellaceae. The transcript is spliced from 3 exons. Bases 1 to 1104 code for a protein of 367 amino acids.